This is a messenger RNA of Histoplasma capsulatum G186AR, 372 nucleotides long. RefSeq lists its product as uncharacterized. The coding region runs from base 1 to 372 and encodes 123 amino acids. The record is from RefSeq and is a predicted model, not a curated record. Lineage: Eukaryota; Fungi; Ascomycota; Eurotiomycetes; Onygenales; Ajellomycetaceae. The transcript has a single exon.
AUGGUGCUUGAGCCAUGCAUCGGCGGACAGGGUGGUAUUGCAACUGUCAAAAGGUUCUCUGCCGUGGUUUGUGGCUCCGUGAGUUCGGUGGUCAACCCAGCCAAGAUACGCGAAGCAGCCCUCCAAGUCAUCCGCCUCGCCAACGUGCCAAUGAGAGCGGCGUGGAUGAGAGAUGGCUUCGAACAUGAGACAUGUCGGGAGCACCAGUUUAGGCCAGGGGAAGCGUCUCGAUCGCACAGCCAUCAAUUCCUGUUCGACUAUUUCAAAAAUAGUUUAGCCAGAGCCGUAUCAUGCGGGCAAUCCAUCAGACUUCUGAAGCUGGAUUCAAGAUCCUCUCUGGACUUCUGCACAAAUUAUGUGGUGCGUCCGUAG